This is a messenger RNA of Echinops telfairi (small Madagascar hedgehog), 1434 nucleotides long. It is a transcript of the gene CALCR, whose product is annotated as calcitonin receptor. Gene Ontology annotation, cellular component: axon; plasma membrane. The record is from RefSeq and is a predicted model, not a curated record. The transcript is spliced from 12 exons. Bases 4 to 1434 code for a protein of 476 amino acids. Gene Ontology annotation, biological process: positive regulation of cytosolic calcium ion concentration; adenylate cyclase-activating G protein-coupled receptor signaling pathway; cell surface receptor signaling pathway. Gene Ontology annotation, molecular function: calcitonin receptor activity; amylin receptor activity. Lineage: Eukaryota; Metazoa; Chordata; Mammalia; Afrosoricida; Tenrecidae.
AAAAUGAAGUUCUCAAUCACAAACCAGUGCAUAAUAUUGUUCAUCUUUCUCAAUCACCCGACACCAAUUCUUCCUUCCAAUGACACCUAUCCCGUAGCCAUGGAUGCUAAGCCAACUCCGUACGCUGCUGGACGGCAGAAAAUGUCGGAGGCACAGUACCAGUGCUAUGACCGAAUGAAACAUCAGCCCCCCUACAAAGGGGAGGGUCCAUAUUGCAACCGCACCUGGGACGGAUGGAUGUGCUGGGAUGACACCCCCGCUGGAGCUGUGGCAUACCAGUUCUGUCCUGACUAUUUUCCAGACUUUGAUCCAGCAGAAAGGGUUACAAAAUACUGUGAUGAAAAUGGAGAUUGGUUCAAGCAUCCUGACGACAACCAAACCUGGUCCAACUAUUCCUUGUGCAAUGCUUUCGUCCCUGAAAACAUGAAUAAUGCAUACGUUCUCUAUUACCUGGCGAUUGUGGGCCACUCUCUGUCCAUCAUCACUUUGGUGAUUUCUCUGGCGAUUUUCAUGUUUUUCAAGAGCCUCAGCUGCCAACGGGUUACCCUGCACAAGAACAUGUUUCUGACCUACAUUCUGAAUUCCAUCAUCAUCAUUGUCCACCUCAUUGAAGUCGUGCCCAGUGGAGAGUUGGUGAAAAAGAACCCGAUAAGCUGCAAGAUUCUGCAUUUCUUUCACCAAUACAUGAUGGCCUGCAACUAUUUCUGGAUGCUCUGUGAAGGGAUCUACCUGCACACCCUCAUCGUGGUGUGUGUGUUCACAGAGGAGCAGCGCUUGAAGUGGUACUACCUUCUGGGCUGGGGAUUCCCGCUAUUGCCAACUACGAUCCAUGCUAUUACUCGGGCGAUCUACUUCAAUGACAACUGCUGGCUGAGUGCCGAGACUCACCUGCUGUACAUCAUCCAUGGCCCUGUCAUGGCAGCCCUGGUGGUGAACUUCUUCUUUCUGCUCAACAUCGUCCGCGUGCUGGUGACCAAGAUGAGGGAGACCCAUGAGCAGGAAUCUCACAUGUACCUGAAGGCUGUGCGGGCUACUCUGAUUCUGGUGCCACUGCUGGGCAUCCAGUUUGUGGUCUUUCCCUGGAGGCCAUCCAACAAGAUUCUUGGAAAGAUCUAUGACUACUUCAUGCAUGCUCUGAUUCAUUUCCAGGGAUUUUUCGUGGCCUCCAUCUAUUGCUUCUCAAACAAUGAGGUUCAAACCACCCUGAAGCGCCAGUGGGGCCAGUUUAAGAUCCAGUGGCAGCAGCGUUGGGGAGGCUUUGGCUUCGGGCGCUCUGCUCCCAACCCUCGCCCCCGGCCUCCUCCUACAGGCCACAUCGCUGUUUACAUCUGCCGCGAGCGGCCGAGAAACAACGAGGAGGGGGGCCUCGCAAACAUCUAUGACGGUGCUGAGAUGGUCUCCCUGAACCUCAUCGAGCGAAGGUUGUCUGCUUAA